Miscanthus lutarioriparius is the source of this 378-nucleotide messenger RNA. Lineage: Eukaryota; Viridiplantae; Streptophyta; Magnoliopsida; Poales; Poaceae. The record is from the annotation of a GenBank genome assembly.
AUGGCCGGGCAGGGACACAGCUACCAUGACUACUUUUCUCAAUCCUCUUCUUCUUCCGUGGCUCGCACCUUCUUUGCUUCCGCCGCCGCCGCCAGCGACGCCGACGACUACAGCUUCUUCCCCGACGCGCCGGCGGCUCCCAACCUCUCUACUCCCCGGCCGCACAUGGAGAACCUAGAUCUCAGCUCCCAGGUGGACGCCUUCCCCUACCUUGAAUCCUACUCGGGCUAUCUGCAGUCAGAAGAAGGGCGCGGCGAGCAAGCAUUACCCCCUUUUGGCCCUGGCGCCAGAUCGGGUCACAGCGUUCCAGCCUCCUCGGCCUACCGGAGGUGGGGGCACAUCCGGCAGUGCAGGUCGCCCAGCCAGUCGCCACAGUAG